Molecule: messenger RNA, 3351 nt
Organism: [Torrubiella] hemipterigena
Lineage: Eukaryota; Fungi; Ascomycota; Sordariomycetes; Hypocreales; Clavicipitaceae
Source: the annotation of a GenBank genome assembly
AUGCUGUCCCAUCUUCGAUUCCGGCGAGGACCGUCAAACCCGACCUCACCGGUUCCAGACCAACCAUCCUCGACACUGCCCCUUAACGCGGCAUCGACUCCAUACCACGACGGUGUAUCAGCAUCUGAUGCGCAGUUUUCUGGCCCGAAUCAUAUGCACCAAGCCUCAUCGAAUUCACAGAAUACAUAUCAGUCCUCCCAUGGCCGACGACGAGCAUCCGAUGACACCUUUGCUAAUCAAGAGCUUCCCACCGACUAUGUACCUGUUCAGCCUCAUCGCUCAGCUUACAAUGCUGCUGGAUCUGGAUUUAUCGGAGGUGUUGCUCUCGAAAACUACCGCAGAGGUCUGAAAGCAGCACAAUCCACGACUGCUAGUGAUGGACAGACACCACCACCGCAGCCCGACUAUCGCCAACGACCAACUCCUAUCCCCAACCUCGCCUCUCUACCGCCUCCACCAUCACAGCCUUACUCACAGACUGUCGCUUCCCUCCCAAGUCCGGCGACAAAGCCUUCCAUUUCUGCGCCCAUUUCGUCCCGAUGGUCACCUUCAGCACAGAACAACGCCCCCGAACCCGGUCCAUCAGCUGCGGCCCUGCCGAUGGAGCCUCACCGCGCCAAAAAGGGCCUUCCGUUUCUAAAAAAUCCCAUGUCGACUUUAUUGGCGCGAAGAAAAGGGCAGAGCUCGCAACAAGAGACACUGCAGCAGCCUUUGAGAGUACAGACUGAGACAUUGUACGACCCAAGCAUUAAAGGUACAAGAGUACAUGACUUUGGAGCACCUCGAACUAGCAGCACAACGCCUCGUCUAGAUUCUACUGCAAAGCUAUCACAAGUUCCGGCUAAUAGCCAAGUUUAUGAACCACGGGGCAUCUCAAAUAACGCUGUUCUACAGACAGAUAGUGGAUCUAGUCAGGCGCCGUCUGCUGAGGAACCUAGUACUGGUCUGAAUAAUCAAAACACGUCAACCACAAUUCCAACCACUCAGCAUAUACGAUACGAUGCGCUGCCAAUCCAUGAAGAAGACGAAACAACUGGCCAUGUCAGCCUUGGCUCCACUGAUUCGAUUAAUACUUCCAAGAGUUCAAAGAUUAGAAGAUCAAGAAACGUGUCUUUGUCUACUAUACCGAAACAUAUGAAGAGUACUUCGUCCCGGUUCAGUUUUGUUGUCGGUCCGACGGGCCAGGAAAAGAUUAUGGAAGAGAAACAUCGUCAGCGAGAAAUAGAGAAGCAAGAAACUAGCGAUGGCUUCCGCCCUGACUCGCGGUAUGACGAAUUCGAUGAUGAUUUUGAUUAUGAUGCCAUGAUGGACGACGACGGGUUGGAAGAGCGCAUACCGGGAGUCAACGCAUCGGACGAUGAAGAUGACGGGUUUGGUCUGCAAGACCAAUAUCUUGAUGAGCCAACCUACGACGAGAAAGGCUUCUCUCAGGCAACAGGACAGCAAGACAGCCAUGAGCAAAGCAUGCUAUCCCAGUUUGUCUUCCAGCAGUCCAAUCCUACUUCUCUGCAUCCAAGCCCUCAAGUAAAUGACGGUCUUCUACCCACUCCCAGGGAUGCCAAUGGCAAUAUCAUUGGAUCAGCACUUACCAAGGAUACACCGACAACCGAGACAUUCCCACCGUCUGCACAAACAGAUGUUAUUGCUCAGGAUGAUGCGUUAGUCACCAAAAUUUCUGGGCUAGGCAUUGACAACCACGGUACGCCCAUGACAGACACCAGCGCAGCACCUGCUGCCCUUCAGCCUCCUCCAGCCUCGCAGUAUAGAGAUGACGACAUGUAUUACGACGAUGGACUACUUGGCUACGAAGACGAAUUCGCAGAGGACCUGGCAGCGGAACCAGAAUACGACUCUGUACCGUUUGAUGAGUCCAUUUUCGAUUUGGAUGAUACAGACGAAUAUGGAAGACCUCUUCCUGGAGCAUUUGCAAAGGCACAAUCGCUUCGGCGCGAAGCUCACACGGCUGCCGCCAAUAGGGAAUCUGACUUGACAUCAGGCGUCUCAGCACACUCGGCCAUUUCGCAGUCUACAGCGCACACGUCGAUUAGCGAUAGAGAUACUAUAGCUCCGUCUAGUCUCCCGCAAAAUAAUGGACAAAACCAGAUAGUGUCUGCCCUUGGCGGCAGCAAACAAACGGGUACGCAAGAUCCCAUGGCGGUGUAUCAAGCUGCCCUUGCGGCGGCGGCUUAUGAGGCCGCCGCGUCGGGUAAGUUCUGUCGAGCUGGGUCUCCAGAGCUGCCUGGUGCUGAGGUUGGGCAUUUUGAAACGCCCACUGAUGACUAUAAUGACGAUGAUUUUGGAUAUGAGAACAUGGACGAGUUUGAAUUAGAUGAUGACGCAAUAAUUGCAGAAGCCAAUGCGACAGCUCUUGCCAAUGAUUCCGAUGGCUGGUAUGGACAAGAGUUUGGGUUUUACUCAUCGCCACACAGAAACGCAACACAGAAGACCGCGGAGAUGGGCGGGUUCUUUGGACCAAAAGGACUUCCUGAUCUUGCUCGUUCUGCUAGCGGAAGGUUGAUAUCGCGCGAGCCAAACUUGACGCCUAUUACCGAACGCUCCGAAUACUCUAACCGUAAUUCGAUCAUGAGUAUGGGUCUUCCAGGAUUCCAAGCCGGUACACCUACUCUUCAAAGCCCGGGCCUUGCCCAACUUGCUAUGUUGGCAGAGUACGGGGACGAAGACAUGUCACUUUCUGCUCUGAUGCGUUUACGAUCCAAGGCUUGGGGAGGCUCCCAGGCCAGCCUUGCAUCCAGUAAGGAAGGUUCACCGCAGUCUGAACGUGGCGAGCUGCCAUCUAGCCCAUGGGGUAUAUCUCAACCCCCCACAGCUGGGGGAAUGCAUGGAAGUGGCCAUAUGCGACAGAAUUCUAAUUUCUCAGCCGAAAGUCGCGACUCAGACGUUGGAUCAUCUCCAUCGAGCUCCAAUAUGGGCAUGUCACAAACUAUGCACAACUCCAAUUAUAUGAACCUACAAGCAGCGAGGCAGCCGGGCAACCCGCUCCGUGGAAACUCAGCUCCAGCUGCGUACAGACCGGGCGAAUCCAGAUUAGCGCAGUCUAGUGUACCAGAGGACGAGAUUGUAGAGUCCGCUCCGGGCUCAGCGAUGCCAGGACGCAACUCGAACGAAUGGGCAUGGGGUCAAGAAGGGAUGAUGCCAAGUGCUGGCACAAUACCGACAUCUAAGCAUGGCAAAGGCCAUAGACGACAUAAUAGCUCGGCCGAUAGCAUAUCCUAUAUCAUGGAGGAAGAAGAGGGUGGCGAAACUCGCUGGGUCAUGGAGCGCCGCCGCAUUAGCUCCAAUGGGCAGCUUGAGAUUUUAGAACGAGAAGUGUUGGACAAGGGUCGUAUAUAG